AUGAGUAAUUAUUUGUAAAAGGGAUUUUUUAUUUUCGUUUUGCUUUUAGUAGUAAAUGCUAAGCUUGGAUAUGACAUAAGUGUGUGGGAAGGAGAAGUAAAUUGCUUUGGAUGUACAAAGUAAUCUGGCUACGAUUUUGUGGUUAUUGAAAUAUAUUCAUCUGCUAAAUAAUUUAACAAUUAUCUUGCUUAGAAUAUUAAAUCAGCUUAUAACGCUUCCUUAGAAGUCGAUCUGUAUAUUUUCCCUGACACAACUAGAGAUCCUGCUGAACAAAUAAAUAGUUUCUUCUAAUACUUGAUCGCUAAUGAAACUAUGUCAUUAUUUAAUAAUGUUUGGCUUGAUAUUGAGAAUGAAAAUUUGUUUUUUGCAAAUUGCACACAAAACAUUGAAUUCUUAUAAGCUAUGAUAAAUACUACUGAAAAUUACAUUAGUAAAGAUAGAAUUGGGUUGUAUGCUUCCUAGCACUAUUGGCCUAUUAUGUGCAAUACUACUGUUUUUUCAGAUUUGCAGCUCUGGUAUCCUAGAUGGGAUAAUCAAACUAAUUUUAAUGACUUUACUCCUUUUGGUGGAUUCGCAAAUCCUGUAAUGAAGUAGUUCUACAAUGAUGUACAAAUAUGCUGCACUAACACAGAUGUUGAUUGGAGGCCAGACACAUAAAACAAUUAUUUUAGUAACUUUUCAAGUAGGGCUUUCCUAAAGUUAUGA
Tetrahymena thermophila SB210 is the source of this 705-nucleotide messenger RNA. RefSeq names its product glycosyl hydrolase family 25 protein. Gene Ontology annotation, biological process: cell wall macromolecule catabolic process; signal transduction; peptidoglycan catabolic process. Gene Ontology annotation, molecular function: lysozyme activity. Lineage: Eukaryota; Ciliophora; Oligohymenophorea; Hymenostomatida; Tetrahymenidae. The record is from RefSeq and is a predicted model, not a curated record. The transcript has a single exon.